AUGCCGGACCAGGACGUUCGCGGCGAUGGCGCCGAGGGCGUGCCCGCCACCGCCGGCUAUGGCCCUCCUCGCAGGGAGGAGCACAUGGAGCCAUCCAAUCAUUCGGCGGAUGAUGGUCUCGUCGUGGCCAGCUCCUCGGCCCCUUCGGAUGCACGAGAUGCAGCACGCGACGAGCACAGCGACACCACAUCCACGCAUCCCAGGAGCAAUAGGAUGCGGCCGUCCGACACGCUCCGCCGCUCGCAGGCAUGCCUGGCGUGUCGCAAGCGAAAGUUGCGGUGCGACGCCCGAAAACCGACAUGCACCCGUUGCGAAAAGGCGUGGCUGGCUUACUACGACACCAACCGAGUCAAUGAUCCGUCGCAGCUCAUUCCACCGCCGUGCGAGUACGACACUUCUCUUCUCGCCAAGAUCUUUCAAGGAAACACUCCGGCCGACGGCGCGCAGGGAGCUUCGUCAUCUAGCUCGCAUUCACGUGCUCGCGACUCGACGUAUCCCGAACAGUCGGAGAAUUCUGCGCAGCUUCAGCAGGAAAACGAGCAACUUCGCUCCCAGAUCACUCGUCUCGAGCGCAGGCUGACGCAAGUCGAAGCCACUCCGGACACCGAUGCGACCAGAUCUGAAGGCCGGUAUGCGUCGAGUGCGGGUAACGCCGCCGCGAGAGUAUCCGUCCAGGAGCUGACAUCCAGAGGGAAAAGUGCAGAGCCAACCCACAAGCGAGCCAGAUACCCAGACGACACCUUUCCUUCGGGUGGCAGAUUGGUGAGCAGUAGGUCGGUGCUGCCACCAAUACAUUCAAGUCGGCUGGGCGACAAUGUCCUUCUACGAGAAAGGCAGAACGCUCCAAGCUACGGCGAAGCACUCCCGUCGAGAAACAUCGAGACUCGCCCGCAUCGAGCCAGCUCGACUUCAAGCUCGGCUUCAAGGCCUGCGCUUGGCUGGCAGGCGCCUCCGCACUAUCUCGACAACAUCCCGGCAUCCUCUCCCACGCAAGCAUCUGCAGCGCAGCCGAUGGUGCCACCAUUGCCGGACAGACAGAGCUUGCAUCGACUCAUCGAGAUGUGCGAGCGCGAGGCGUGGCUGUUUGGCGCCAUCAACACUUUUGCGCUCAGCGAUGUCAUGAUCUUGCUCGAGACCGCACCGGCCAACGACACCGACACGCAUACAGCGACUGCCGUGAUGCUGGCGCUCGUCGCAACCGCCCUGCCUUUGCUCGCCCCGGCGUGUCCGGCCGGUAUCCGGUCGUCGACGAUCUUCACCAGCAUCGACGCAAGGCUACGAAAGAGCGGGAAGCUGGAUGGUGUGUCGAUGAACGACACGAUGGAGUGGAUAUCGACGGUCUGCAAGUUCUACGCAGACGCUGCACGCUAUCUGCUCAGUCAGGUCCAGGGCAAUUCGGAGAGCCAGACGCUGAUUGCCUCGUUGGUCGUCCGAGUGCUUCUGGUCGAAUGCUCUUUGGGGCAUUCUGCGAUGCGAACAGCGCAAGCCGACCUCGCCCAAGCGGCGUCGGAAGCACGACUGCUGCAUCUUCACAAUGCGGCUUCAACAGAUCUGCCGCGUCUCGGCGAGGCUCCAAGUCGACCUUCUCAUCUCGGACGAGCCCUGAGGGGCUUGGCUACGGGUAGCGAGCAAGGAUUUGCAUUCUGGAGCUUGUUCCUGCAGGACUGCUUCCAAAACCGCCUAGCCACGCUGCCCGUCAUGCUGGAACGACAGGAGAUCCAGACCAGCUUUCCAGGUCGCACCGAGUCGCACAGUCCCGUUUCUCCGCCCAAGAGGUCGGAGGAUGUGGAAGCCUACAUGCAGAGGCGGCGCGGUCUUCCGGCGUUUCACGUCUUGGACACUUCGAUGACACUGCUGGUGAAGCUGGGGUUGGUGCUGGACCAGUGCUGCGAGUACUCGAACGUCGCGCGUCAAAGUUUGCAGGCACAAGGCGGCAACAUGGCGGGAAGCGAGGUGUUGGAUCAACGCUUUGGUGCUGCGCACGAAGCCAUCCGCAACUCGCGCCUGAUGCUGUCGCAGUACGACGAGCGCAUGUCCCGCCGCACGCAUGCAUACGACCAUUCCAACCCUACGGAUGGCAAAAAGGACGCCAUGGUGGCAUCGGUGAUGCUGCGAGAUCCUCUGCGUUUCGCAGCCGAGGUGACGCAUCACCUUGCCGUCCUCAGAGCGUUUGAGGGUGCGAUCAAUCUCGCUGCGCCUCCGCCACCUACGGGUCAAGCGAGGGAUAUGAUUCGCAACGCCGCCAUCUGGCUAUCGCGCCUAGCGGAUAUGGCUCUCGAGCAAGCCCCUGUGCUGUUUGGCAUGCCCGCGUUCUGUUCAACUGCCUUCUUUAUCGGUGCACGAUGGUUGUUGUUCUUACAGUCCAGCCAGCCCAACGAGUUUCACCAAGACAUCGCCGCGAUCGUACUUGCGCUUCGAGAGCGCGCAGCAUCGUUCAAGAGCGACCUUGUUCUGGCUCGAGCCAUCGUUGCACUCAAAAAGGAACGCGACGUGUACGGGCGUGUGUGCGUCUCGCCCUUCGCUUGGCCGGUCGAAGCUGUCUCGGAGUUCAUCUCGAUCGACUCGCAGAGCCAGCCGCGCGCGAGGCCCCAGCAGGUCUUGCCGGCACGAAAAGCGAGCUACGUCUCAAUCGCCUCGCUGGCAGCUGCCGUCGAAGAUGCCGCGGUCAUUCAGCUCACCACCGGCACCAACGGACACUAG
Molecule: messenger RNA, 2700 nt
Organism: Moesziomyces aphidis
Lineage: Eukaryota; Fungi; Basidiomycota; Ustilaginomycetes; Ustilaginales; Ustilaginaceae
Source: the annotation of a GenBank genome assembly